GGAGUGUGUAAUGUACUGUGUGCGCGGAGAGUGCUGUGCUCUUAUCAACACACACGGGAAAGCACUUAAGGCGAGACGAGCAAAGUAGCAACAUGCACAAUACUAUGCUGAGAGAAGACGGAGAGGAACAGGACAAUGAGAAAUGAAGAUGUAGGAAGGAUGACUGUCCCGCGGCACCCCUGGCAGCGGGCAGCAGCAGCAGCAGCAGCAGCAGCAGCGGGCUCUAGGGCUUGGGCAGGGUGGCAGUCAGUCAGUGAGGAUCCGCCAAACGGGACGGACAUACGCUCGCUACUCCACGCCUUGCAGUCCACAUGCGUUCAAAGAUGGGAGGCCAAUCAAACGGUACCUGGACGCCCACCAAGAGACGCGGCCCCAUCGCUGCUGAGUUCUCCAGCCCCGGCCCGGCAGCCAUCGCCCUCAAGUCAUCCAUCGGGACGAGCAAUGCCAAUGUGGGUUCCCGCGCUCCGGCCUUCACCAUGGCCAGCCGCCACGAAUUGAAGCUGGACAAGGCGGGGCCUGGACCUGGCCAGUACAACGUGACUGGACUCUCAAACAAAGCAGGCAAGGAUGAGCCAGUAGCCGCGUCCAUGCACAUCCGCCCUAAGGACCCCAAGGCGUACGUGACCCCCGCCCCCUGCGACUACUCCCCGGACAAGGCUGAGGCCAAGGUGGUGGAGACCUCUCCUUCCUUCUCUUUCGGCAUCAAGGUGGAGAACGGCCGUGCUUCUGACGCCCCUGCUCCCAACAGCUACAACAUCCCCUCACUGUUGGGCUCCACGAAGGAAGGCUCGAAGCAAUCCGCCCCGAGCUUCACCAUGUCUGCCAGGGCGCGGGACGAGGAGGACAAAAUGAAGGUACCAGGGCCUGGCAGCUACAACGACGCCACGGUGGACAAAUACAAAACGAUCAAGAGCCCCAGUUUCAGCAUGGGCCAGCGCACCACCAUCCCCUCCGACCACACCAUGAAGCCAGGUCCGGGCGCUCACUGCCCCGAGAAGUACCAGGACAACGGCCCCGCCUUCACCAUGGCAGCGCGCAUCGAAGACUCCGGCGAUAAGAUGAAGGUGCCUGGCCCUGGAACUUACGAUUCUGGUGAUCUUGACAAGUGCAAAGAGAAGCUCCCCGCCUUCACCAUGUCCCCGAAGACCGUCCUGCCCACUGACAACACACCCAAGCCCGCACCCAACGCAUACGCCCCAGAAAAGUACGCGCCAUCGGGCCCCAAAUUCACGAUGGCGGCGAGACUUCCAGACGACGUAGAUAAGAUGAAGGUGCCGGGCCCGGGAACCUACGAAGCCGGGGACCUGGACAAGAGCCGCGAGAGCCAGCCAGCCUUCACCAUGGCGCCCAAGACAACCCUGCCGGGCGACCGCACGCAGAAACCCGCCCCGAACGCCUACUCGCCCGACAAAAGCGAGUCGUCGGAGAUCCCAAGCACCCCUCACUUCAGCUUCGGCAUCAAGCACUCCGUAUACCUGGGCAAGCUGCGUGACCAGUAAGUCACCGCACCUCGCUCCGCCUCGCCCUGAACAGCCCAACCCACCCCGGACAGCCCACCACAAUCUACCACAACCCACCACAGCCCCUGAAAGCCCAACGCCGUCCACUCCAGCCCUGUGUCAGCCCACCAAUAUCCAGCUCACUUAUCCAGUUCCGUGUAAUCAAGACCAGUCCAGCCCAGUUUUAAGUCUUAGACAGACCUAGUUAAGCCCGAGUCCACCCCAGGUCCUGCCCAUGCCCUGUUCCCCGCAGUCCAGCCCAGCCCAGCCUACGGACAAGCUUCGAUUUCAUGAAGUAGAACGAAGAGGGAUUUUUCUGUGUUUUCUAUAGAAUUAAAAAAAAAAAAAAUCGUUGUAAAAUGGUCCAAAUUAGGGGUUACGUAUUUUGAUGCUAACCUUAUUUUCUAGUAAUUACUAUAUACAUUGAGUGAAAACAAGAUACAUAGUUGAAAUCGAGCUUUAAAAAGUACUUCAUUCAUUGUACUGAGAUAUAUUUUUAUACAAGGGAGCGAGCAGCCUGAUAUUCAUGGUGAUAACGUAAACAGAUAAGAGAGAUUUUCCAGCACUGCCAUCUAGUGAGAAAACUGAGAGAGAACUUUAUGCUCUUCACCCGAGGCUCGCGUCGCCUCCCGGGGGAUCAGCGUCACCCAACCACGUGUUACUGUCGCACCUAUUAUUAAACUGUUGACACCACCACUCAUUCUAGUGAACUAAGAGGAAAUUCACAGAAGAGCAUCAUAUUCCAUUAACGUCCUCUUGCCUUAUACAUACAUAGUCCUCACGGCAUCCAUCCAUCUGUGUGACAAGCGAGAGGAGACACUCCAGUCAGUCAGUCAGUCAGUCUGAGUCACGCUCGCCCUCAACCAUUGCUGUUCACGUUCAGACACAACGCAUUGUCUCACACGCAUUGAAUCAUUACUGAACAUUCAUUUAAUGAGUAAGAUGUCAUGCUUAGAGUCUACUUCGAUAGCUGUGUUUUCUAAUGCCUCGACUUAGGAAGUAGUGGGAGCUUCAGUGGUCCUUACCAAGCACCUUGUCAACUUUCCGGCUCGCUAUUACGGUGAUAUGAUCAAAAGAUGUGCUUUGUAGGUAAGGAUCACAUCAUUAUUGUAAUUUUCUAGCAGUAUGGCUCGUUUGUUAUUAGAAACCACGUGUUAGAUUUCUUGUGUGAUAACUUGGGAACUGCGAACACCGUCUCCGAGCUUGACUGCCUUUCUUCCUGUAACUGUGUAGGGUCUUAAUCCGUUUCUUGGCAGGAGAUCUCAUUUAGCGCAGUUAGGUAGAGGCUUGUUUGCCUGUUUAAUAAAUGAGUUUCCAUACUUUUUUUCUCUCGCCGCAGGGUAAUCAGGUUAUGCCUAUUCAUUCCUUUAACAUGUUAAGCUCAUUGUGUUUACUAUUAAAAAGAAUGUAUGUACACGUUGGACAAAUCUUCAACUAAGAAUUGACUCAAACAAA
Molecule: messenger RNA, 2954 nt
Organism: Scylla paramamosain (green mud crab)
Lineage: Eukaryota; Metazoa; Arthropoda; Malacostraca; Decapoda; Portunidae
Product: ciliary microtubule associated protein 1A-like
Exons: 9
Coding region: 312-1499 (395 amino acids)
Cellular component (GO): cytoskeleton
Source: RefSeq, a predicted model, not a curated record